Molecule: messenger RNA, 552 nt
Organism: Monascus purpureus
Lineage: Eukaryota; Fungi; Ascomycota; Eurotiomycetes; Eurotiales; Aspergillaceae
Source: the annotation of a GenBank genome assembly
AUGUCGUACUUCUUCACCAUCCUCUCCCCAACCGAUGUACCUCUGUUCAGUAUUGCCUUCGGCACCUCCAAGGGUGGCGGCGACGGCAUAGCCCGCUUCCGCUUCCCGGAGGCGGCGCCGUACAUGAACCAAUUCAUCAUCCACUCCAGUCUGGACAUCGUGGAAGAAGCACAAUGGACGAGCGGAGCUCUAUACCUCAAACACAUCGACACUUACCCCCCCGCAUCAGCAUAUAUCUCCGCCUUCCUUACCCCCUCCGGCGCCAGAUUCCUCCUCCUCCAUCAACCGCCCCAGCUCCCCUCUACUGGAGGCACCGGAAGCGGCAGCGGAGCAUCCUCCCUCCUCUCCGGUGCGGGUUCGCGUGCGUCGUCGAGUUCCGUCGCGGCGAAUCCGACGUCGCCUCAGACGGAGGAGGCGGUGAGACAGUUCAUGAAUGAGGUUUAUGAGAAUUAUGUCAAGGCGGUUAUGAGUCCGUUUUAUCGGCAAGAUAUGGAGAUCAGCAGUCCUGUUUUUCGGUCGAGGGUUACGGCUGCGGGAAGGAAGUGGUUGUAG